Malaya genurostris is the source of this 4334-nucleotide messenger RNA. RefSeq names its product centrosomal protein of 104 kDa. Gene Ontology annotation, cellular component: cilium. The transcript is spliced from 10 exons. The coding region runs from base 728 to 3754 and encodes 1008 amino acids. NCBI's taxonomy places the organism in Eukaryota, Metazoa, Arthropoda, Insecta, Diptera, Culicidae. The record is from RefSeq and is a predicted model, not a curated record.
ACUCUAGAAAUUCCACAGAUUCCUGCAAGCCACCGAUCAGAAAGGACUGUCAUCGCAUUGAAAAAAAUCAAGGAUAAAAUAUAGUACCAUUAGAAAAUUAGCAAAAAGUGUUUCUUGGUGAAUUCCCAUAUUAUUUCGAAAUUUCGCUGGGUGUUAUUUUUGGUGCAUGUUGAGUAGUGGUUAUUCUUCAUUUCCAUUGCAACUAAACAAGAACUACUGUUCAGAAAUGAGAAAUUUUCUGUAAUCUAAUAUUCAAGUGGCUUCCGACUCUUCCUCAUUAACAAUCUAAAAAGUCUGAACUAAAAUCAUUCAUGUCAAUUGGAGCUUAAUACAAAUACUGUACUGAUCCUAGCAAAGUGUAAAAAUGUGAUAUUCCGCAUUAUAUCAUCGACGGGAAGAAAAACUUGGCACAGAAAUUGUUCUUCUUAUUCUUUUAUACUUGCUGUGUUGCUGCUGUGCAUACCUUCCAGGCGCAGCCAGACUGCUACUCAUAGAAUGAAGUAGCACAUCGACGGUCAGUAUGAUACAAAUGAAGUAAAGAUGAUAUGAUAAGCGAGAUCGUAAAAAUCGUCACUGUCCUGAAAGUUGACGUGUUAUUAUUUGAGCACAAGCAAGUGAAUGAAUAUCGAUUAAUGGAAAGUAGUAGAAUUUAGGGACAGUUUCAGCUUAGCAUCGUAAACUAAUUCGAAGGCUACAUUAAAAAUUCAAUCCGUUGAAAACUUUAACGAUGGCCAAGAAGAUACCAUUCAAAGUGGUGUUUGCCUCAGAUGAGGACUCUGAGUAUCCUGCUAGUGAGUUGAACAGUCACAGCCCGACGGUGCACGGAUGGCGUUCGAAUCUCACCAGCCCGGUGUCACCAAAAGAAAUUGUUUUGCGAUUCUUCAACCCAGCCCGGAUAGUGCGAAUACAGGUGCUGGCACAUCAGUACUAUAUUCCGGAACGCAUCGAGUUGUGGUUACACUAUUCAUCGAAGAGUGCGCCAAGUACUCCGUCCAGUCAGAGCUUUGAUUAUAUGGGCUUCGUGGCGCUGUCCGAUAACUCGAGUACCAAUUAUGCUUCUCGUGAGCUGCAAAGUGUUACGGUCGCACCAAAAGUAGGUUCGCAUUUGAAACUGCGACUGGGACCUCCGUUUCAGAAUAGGUUCAACGAAAAUAAUCAAGUGGCACUGCUCGCUAUAAACAUUCUGGGCGAAGAACUAUCGAAUGAGGAGUUAGCGUCGAUUCAGUCCAACUCAGCGCUUCUCAAUGUUACGCCAACGAACGUUGAAACACUUACCAAUACACUAGCUUCGGCAUGUGACGAUUUAUCGUACUCGAUGUAUGUAGAGGAGAGUAUCUGUGAUGUAGUACGAAAGAUGGAAACAUUGAAGCUGCAAGCUGUGCAAGAUGAACGUUUCGAAUAUGCACGGAAACUGAAACUAUGCAUGACAGCAUUGCGAACAGCAGGUGAACGGCUUGGUCGGUAUGCUCUAGCGAAACGUCAAGCAGUUCAGCAGGAAGACUUCAGUACAGCUCGUCUCCGCAAAGAGCAAAUCGAAAUGUAUAGGAAAGCCGUUUUCGAUCAAUUGAAGGUAGACACUCUCCUACAGAAUGAUAAGAGUAUGACAAGUAACGAUUCCUGUUCGGAAUUGUAUGCAUCUAAACCGACGCUGCCUUCACCUCCCAGCUUACAAGAUGUAGCAAGUGCUUUAUCCGAGAGUUCCUUGCCAAUCAUGGCAGAGGUAGCUGUUAAACAACAAUCGUUAUUAGAUACGAUCGAUUCGAUGACCACUAGUUCAGCCGCUUCUACUUCAGCACUGAGUAAAACAGUGGAGGUGCCAACCUGUAAGUCUCAGCAUAACCUUACCAGACCUGAAGAUAUUCCGAACUCGCCUCUGUUGAGCCACAAGGGGCGCAGCCCAAUGCGUUCGCCUACCAAUACGGGCUCGUUGCGUCGCCGCAACAAAAGCGCUCCUCGCAACAGCUACGAAGACUACGAUGAACGAGCGAUCUCUACUUUAAGGCAUUCCCAUACGAACGAUUUCUUGAGAGAAUGCCAGGGAACAGCAAUGAUUGAAAGCGAAUCAGGAAAGGUGCGUUCAAAGUUAAACGAUCGAGAGAAACGACAGGCUGCUCUACCAAUCUUAAUUUUCGGGAUGGAACUGGUGGAGUUGAUCUAUUCGCGACAGUUCACUGAUCGUGAAGAAGGACUUGUGAGACUUCGAAGUAUUCUGAAGCGUGACGGCGAGGACGUUCACUCGACGGGUCCCGGUAAGAUAUGCCGAAGUGCUACCCUGUUGCUUCAUCGUGGUGUCCGGGAUGCGGUGUUUUCCGUAUUUAGUCAAGCGACUGAAACCGUAAGGGUAUUAUUCAUGGAAUUUGUGCCAAACCGUGUUUCGCCUAGCGAAGUUUCUCGAUCGGUUGAUCGACUUUUACCGGAGUUGUUAUCUAAAAGUGGGGACCCAUCGGCUAGGGUACAUACGCUAGCUCAACAUACGAUUUUGAGUAUCGCGGCAUGUCAAGAGGUAAGAGAUCAACAUCUGAUCGCUCCAGCCUUGUCCAGGCCAGUUGGAAGCGGAACGCAUCCACGUUUGGCUCUCAGCCGUAUGCAGAUGUUGGAACAGUUAGUUCUUAGUCAAGGAAUCUCCAGCGAUAAACAGAGUGGUUUGGCAUGUAGGACACUGUCCGAAUCGGGGUGCUCUGGAAUUCAUCAUCCAGCGGAAUCGGUUAGAAAGGUUGCCGAACGUGUGCUUCUCUUAGUUUAUAAGGUAAAUCCUAGGUUGGUGAGGAAGCAGUUGCCUCCAGAUGAUGAUAUUACUCGAAGAAACCUACUUUACAGACAACUGUUUACGGAGUUUGAUAAAAUAGAUCUACAGCGAAAAAAAGAAAUGUUAGAAAGCAAACAAUUCAGCGGACCGACAACGUUCGCAGGCAUUUGCUCUCCACCAAUGUCGAACAGCUCGAAGAAUUCACCACCGGUAGAAAUUCGUAGUCGAGGGCUACGACAUGACAGUGCAGGAGGAGGCGGGCGAUCGAUUGUCAGUUUUUCCGACGGUAUUCACUCUAGUUGGCAAUCAGAACUCAGUUCAUUGAAAUUGCAGGAUUCCAACUCUAGUCCGGUACGACGUCCAGAUUCGGCCGGAAUCAUCAAAAGCAAAAGUGGUCACGCAAUUGGUCACCAUCAUCACUGGUCUGGCGAAGAUAGGUUCGAAAGUUCCUACUACGAGAAGCCGGACUGCAACGGGAAGGAUUUGGAUGGGAAAAUGAAGCAAACUUUGAGUCAACCGAAAACAAUGAUUUAUGACAGUAUUACAGGAUUCAUGGGCUCGGAAAAUGGCGGCGCUAGUUCGAGGAAGAGUUCGAACUCGGAUUCGUUUGAGGGAAGCGAUAAUGAGAUACGUUGUCCAUUUUGUGACUGGAUUUGUCACGGUGAUCCUACUCAGCUAGAUAAGCACUAUUGGAAGUCUUGCCCAGUGCUGACUAAGUGCCCACAGUGCAGUCAGAUACUGGAGGUAGCGGCAUUGACACCUCACUUAAUUAACGAAUGCGAAGCAAAAACUAGCUACGUGACCUGCGAACGUUGUACGGAGUCGGUUCAUAAAGAUCUGUACGAAUAUCAUAUGAUGGAGGACUUUUGCCGAGAACUAACAACUGGAGCCGCUCGGUGCCCACUAUGCCAUGACGAUGUGUUGUUGCCUUUGGACGGAGGAUGGAAACGUCAUCUGCUCAGCCGUUCGGGCUGUUUGGGAAAUUCUCGUAGGCGUGCUAAAGUUUAAGGAAGAAAAAGUGCAAACACAGACACUUAAUGGCCAAUAGCAAGAAAAUGAAACUAGUAACGCUUUUAAAUGUUUUACUCGGUAUCAUUCAUGAUUACAGAAGUGGCAAAUAGAUAGAGUUCUUUUCUAAAAUUUUCAAAACAAAAAAUCAAACAGCACCGACACACAAAUGCAACUUUUAGCUCACUGUUACGCAUCUAGAAGUGAAUAGUCUCAUCGAAAAAUGGCAACUACAUUUUCUCUAGAUUUUUUGAUAGUAAAACUUUUGACUAAUCAAGCCAGCAGAGCUGUUAUAAACGAUCUCAGCUGAAAUAGUAGUAACUGUUAGUGCAAUGAUUAACCUAAUCGAGUCUUAACAAGAAAUUUUAACAAAUCGAACAUUUGUAAACUAAAGACAAUUUGAUGUAUAGCUUACGUUUUGUUAAGUAGGAUUUUUAUUAUUACAUAUUUUCGUAAUUAGUGAUGGUCCCUCCUUAGCGAAAACACCGACAAAUAUAGCUGUCCACAAAGCGAAACCAUGAAAGUAUUUCCCGUCCUUACCAAAUAAUUAAAAUAAAAGUAAUCUUUUCAAAGUACGCAA